UGCUCAGCUGCGACGCUGCUGAAGAUCUGGUCCUUCUGGCAAUCCCUCCCCAUCGUUAGCCAGCGAAACAACGACGUUGAGGGGACGAGGCUCGCUACACGUGUCUCCGCGGAGAGGGGCCUGGCUGAGGGGAGCCUGGCAGCUGUGAGGGGUAAAACAGCGAUUCUCUUCGCAGCAAGCUUACCUGCAGCUUGGCCGAUUAUUUCAUCAUUCAGGUUUCAAGACCCAUUCAAUUGCCUGGAAUGGGUGUCGUGCCUUUUAUCUCUAUAUAUACUCCGCACCCCUCGUACCUACAUUCCCGACAAGCUCUCGAGCUCCAGGGGUCUUCUCCGCAUUCCGGAAGAAUAA
Molecule: messenger RNA, 348 nt
Organism: Rasamsonia emersonii CBS 393.64
Lineage: Eukaryota; Fungi; Ascomycota; Eurotiomycetes; Eurotiales; Trichocomaceae
Exons: 1
Source: RefSeq, a predicted model, not a curated record